Caenorhabditis auriculariae is the source of this 1593-nucleotide messenger RNA. The record is from the annotation of a GenBank genome assembly. Lineage: Eukaryota; Metazoa; Nematoda; Chromadorea; Rhabditida; Rhabditidae.
AUGGUGAUUUUCUACGUGGAGUCUUGCCAUUUCUAUCAAAUCGCCUUGUUUUGGAUACACUGCUUAAGGUUUUGCAGUAUAAUUUUACACUUUUUUAAAUUUUCAAUCGUCAGAAUGUGGAUCAAUAUGAAUUUUCGAGUGAUAAUCGGCGUGGUUUGUCUCCUGGCUGUCCGUGAGCUACUUUUCUAUUUUUUCGCAAUUUGAAACUGCUCAACGCGUCGCUGUUACGCUCAAAAAUGGAGUAUGAUUUUUUCCUGUAACUGCGCCCGACUUUUAGCGACUUUCUCUUCUCAUAUGCUGAAAAACGCCUUCGCGCGAUCAACAAAAAAAAAAUCGUGAAGAACCGCGACGCCUUGAGCCAUUCUCAUUGCGGCGCUUUGAGCCCGGUAGAAUCAAGCAUUAUUUCGUUCCAGUUGUUAUUUUGGGCUCGCUUUUCUUUUGCUUUCGGAGAAGGAGAUCGUCGAAAUCGAUGAUCCCAUCAAGUUCUUCGUCAAAUGGCAGUGGAAACCAGAAAAAGUCACCAGUCGAAAAAAAGAUCGAGCCGAUUUCUGAAAUCCCGAAAAAGGGAUCUACGGUAUCUAUUUUGUACUUACAAGGGAAAUGAAAAAGGUCUCGAGUUGAGAAUUUGAUGAAAUUCCAUCUAAAAACUUUUAUAGACACCCUGGUCCGAAUCAAAUCAGUUUUAGUGAGAAUUUUGCCUUUUAGUGAAGUUAGAACGUCUUGAAAUUGGAAAUCAAAAUUUUUGAACUUAUGAAAAAAACUAUUUUUUUCACAACUUGGGAUUUUUUUCGGAAUUUUUUUCUUGGAUAAAAAAACGAUAUUAAAUGAUUUAUUUUUUUCCGCAACUUUGUCACGAAAUUUAAAAAUCUACGAAUAUUUGAACGUUUAAAGCUAGAGAGCGCUGGUGAGCAAGAGGGUCUUUAGAGAGAAAAAUUUCCAGCUCUCUCUCUCAUUUUUGAACGCUCUCUAACUUCGAAAUAUCCGAAUGCAGUCUCGGAUUUUUGGCGUUUUUUUAGGAUACUCAAUCGAAAAUCGAAAUGAGCAGUUUCUGGUAGUUAUAAAAAGUUCUUAUGUGUAUCUCAGUCGAGUUGAGGCUUUUGAUACGAUAAAUAAUUUUUAGUGUACACUCAAGUCUUCGCAACGACGUUCGCAACGACGUUCGCAACGAACGCAGUCGUCAACGCCUCCGGUGAACUCGUUGAAGAAAGAAGUUUAUUCCUUCUCCAAAAUGAAGAUUCGAGAUAUUUCGAACCUUCAGAACGCCCCGUCCCAGUCCCAGAGAAAAGAGCAGAAGACGCAAAAAUCCGCGUCUGUGGUCGUGUCGAAAGUGAAUACGGUCAAAACCAAAAGAAAUACCAUCGAUCAAACGUUUGUGAAAGACAUUGUUGUAUUCCUUCAACCCCUCAAUGUUUUUCAGUAAAACACUUGCUAGACCUAAAAAAGGUUAUAAUCAGAAAAUCAUCGACAUGCAGGUGAAUCCAAAAAUGUUUUUAUAUCCAUUUUUUACAAUUCCAGGAAGAAGCGUUAGACAACUUGGAUAAUUCGGUGACUUUGGCUGCGACCCAGACAUUUAAAACUAUCGAACAGUUUUGA